This is a messenger RNA of Toxotes jaculatrix (banded archerfish), 2242 nucleotides long. Its product is annotated as bucky ball-like. The record is from RefSeq and is a predicted model, not a curated record. The coding region runs from base 162 to 2018 and encodes 618 amino acids. The transcript is spliced from 7 exons. Lineage: Eukaryota; Metazoa; Chordata; Actinopteri; Toxotidae.
AGCGUCUCUACUUCUGUUUGUUUAAAGAAAAUUGACUGAAAAGAAAAAAAAACCUUGCCUUUAAUUUCCAGGAGCUGGGGGAUGUUUAUUAUUGUUGUUGUUGUUGUCAUCCCUCUGCGGUGUUUUAUUCUGACAGGUUGACCAAGAGCGCGAAUGUGAAAAUGGACGAUGGAAGCAAACAGCCACACACAUUUGGGAGUGGACAGCAGAGAACCCACCAUCCCAGACCUUUUUUCUACGUCCAGCCACCAUCUCAACCUUAUUACCUCUACCAGCACUGGCAGCUGAACAACCCAUAUAGUCACUACGGUUUGCCAGGAGGUUUUAACUUCGGCCGUCCCUGCAUCCACCCUUUCCAGUACAUGCAGUAUCCUGGCUUUGUUUUCCCACAUGCUCCGGUAUAUCCAACGGAUUACAGGCGAAUGUUUGAACCUCGGUUCCACGCUCCUACCUGGAGUGACAUGCCUCGCCAGCAGCAUCACCCACAGCCUCAUGGGCGUCGAGAAAUGGCCUGCUCAGAGGCUCAAACCGACCCCAGUGAUGCCAUAACCAAGCUCAUCGAAUGCCUGGAUAAAAUUCGAGCCAACGAGAUGCAGGGUGCUGAGAGAGAACUUGACUCUGGUGUUGCCUCCCAAUCCUCUGGUAUGUUUUCUCCAGGAGAAGAGAAGAAAAGUGAAGAGCAGGGUCAUGCCCUGCCUUCGGUGCCUGAUGACAGCCAUUUGGAGUGUCCUGCUGUGACCUUCUGUGACUCCACAACGGCAGUGUAUGAUGGUGAGUCCAGCCAAAGAAGCUUAGAUGCCCUGAGCCCUCAGGGAUGCUGGUCAGGAGGCUUGGAAGAGGAGUUGCCUAUCGAUAGCUCCUCUGUUCAUGAAGACUGUCCUGAGCUCGAGCAGCCAGCUGGAGAUGAACACUUUCUCCCUCUUAGGAAAGAAGAGGUCACGGAUUUCCAGUCAGAUAUCUUAGUGACCGAUCCAAGUGUUCCCAGAUGUGAUGCUGAAGAGCUCCAGAAGUCGACAUCAUCACUGACACCUUCCUCCAGUCAGCCUGUGCUUAAGGAAGCUAGAAGCAGCGACAAAGUCUUACAGGCUGAACAUCAGACAGGAUCUUUUGAUGAAGCCAAAUCCGAUCCAAGCUACCAGAUCCUCAAGCUGCCUUUUGAGAGUGCUUUGACACCUGGAGCUGCAGGAGCUUGCCACCUCUCCUCACCUGCAGCCCCCUACUACUACAACUACCUCUCCAUGCAGACCACCCAUGAGCGAAUGAGUGUCCUCAGUCCUUCUCUCGAUGAGCUUUCCUCCAGAGAUGAGAUGUUCUCCACAGAUCUGGAUGAAGUUGAUCUUUUUCCCAAACAUGUGUAUACAGGCAGGAGGCUUGCAGAGGUCAUUGGCGCAUCACCUCAAGCUGCUGAAGAAGUAGAGGAGGUGUGGCUGCCAGGUUCAAAGAGGUUUGUGUGCGCCUGCUGUGGGAAAAGCCUGGCCAAAGGUGCAGGUAGGAGCAAAGUCACCAGCUCCAAGAUAUACAGAGAUGAAGCGGGAGACUCUGAGGAGGAAAGCAGGUAUGGAAGAGGGUGUGAGCAGCCAGUCAGAGUGGUUGUGAGGAAACAUUCUGCACCCAGGAAGCCCCACUCUGUGCCACUGAGACAUGCAACAAAAUCUUGGUAUAAAAGAGGCCAGUACAAAGAUCCCUCAGGUCCAUUUGACCAGGAGGAAGGUCACAACCUUUUUAAGCAGGAGCCGGCUGAUGGUGAGAUUGGAAAGAUGACUGGCAGUGAGCUGCAGUGCAGAACAUGCCAGGACAGACUCUGCAGAGAAGAUCUGACCACUUCAGAGCAAGGCAGGUGGGGAGACGGCGACGUGAUUCCCAGGAGGAGACAAGCAACCCCUCUGCAACGACCAGAGAUGGGUACUCAGAGGAAAAUGAUGCACCACAGACCAAGAGAUGAGGACAAUGAUGAUGACGAGCCACCAUCAUUACACUGGGAGAGAGGCUCUACUAUGAGAGGAGAACCCAGAUGUUAACGUCCCCGGACUGACUUUUGAACAAAGUGUGUUGAACUGCCCCCCCUCCCCCAAAGGUGUGAAUGUUCCAGGGAGCACCAGGUGAAAUGCACUGCACAGGAAGCUGCUUUUUGUUGGAUUAAAAAAAAAAAAAUGUACAAAGUUUCUGCAGUGACACUGCCUUGCACUAUUCAUGAUUAAUGGAUUUCACAAACAGGCAAUGGGCUGAAAGGUUGUUUUGAAGA